Megachile rotundata (alfalfa leafcutting bee) is the source of this 1123-nucleotide messenger RNA. It is a transcript of the gene Arfrp1, whose product is annotated as ADP-ribosylation factor related protein 1. The record is from RefSeq and is a predicted model, not a curated record. Gene Ontology annotation, biological process: intracellular protein transport; Golgi to plasma membrane protein transport; protein localization to Golgi apparatus. NCBI's taxonomy places the organism in Eukaryota, Metazoa, Arthropoda, Insecta, Hymenoptera, Megachilidae. Gene Ontology annotation, molecular function: GTP binding; GTPase activity. Gene Ontology annotation, cellular component: Golgi apparatus.
AUCUGCUCUACGUACUAUGAAAAUGAAAUACUUUGCGCUGUACAAUUGUAAACAGUAGAUUGAGGUUGAUCAGGGAGUAAAUGUGGGUAAAAUCGACGUUGCUAUGAGAUUAUAUGUGGGACAUUAUUAAAUCUCGUAUUCCAAAAUGCAAAUACGAGUAACUGAAUGACUUCCACUUCAUUUUAGGAUCUUAUACUAUUUUGUUAUAUUUAUAACUGUUUUGGGGAAAUGAUUGUUACUAGAUGUAGGAAAUAUAGAAAAACGUCGUUGAAAAUUAUAAACCAAAAGCACUUGUACUACGGUUCAGUACACAUUUUCGUGUAAACUUACCAUAAUAUGUACACAAUAUGAAACGUAAAUUUCAGAAUACUUAAACAUUUUGAAAUGUACACACUUUUACAUGGUUUGUACAAGUAUCUUGUGCAAAAAGAUGAAUAUUUUAUAUUGAUAUUAGGAUUGGACAAUGCGGGAAAAACGACCUAUUUAGAGGCAGCAAAAACAAAAUUUACAAAGAACUACAAAGGUAUGAAUCCUAGCAAAAUUACAACAACUGUUGGCUUAAAUAUUGGAAAAAUUGAUAUUGCUGGUGUUCGCUUUAACUUCUGGGAUCUAGGUGGUCAAGAAGAACUUCGAUCAUUGUGGGAUAAAUAUUAUGCAGAAUCACAUGCUGUAAUUUACAUAGUUGACUCAUCAGAUCGUGAAAAAAUACCUGAAUCUAAAGAAACAUUUGACAGAGUUAUAUCAUCAGAACAUUUAAUAGGUGUACCUCUUUUAGUCCUAGCAAAUAAGCAAGAUGUGCCUGAUUGUAUGGGUGUUAGAGAAGUAAAACCUAUUUUUAAUCAAAAUGCACAUUUAAUUGGACGAAGAGAUUGCAUGGUAAUGCCUGUUUCAGCUUUGAAUGGGGACGGCGUAGAUGAAGGCAUACAUUGGCUUGUGGAUUGUGUCAAGAGAAACAGUGAUGUUCGACCACCUCGUAAUCAAAAUGAUAAUUGCCUAUCCUAAUAUUACAUUCCUGUUUUGUUAUAACAUAUAGAUUAAUUUAUAAACAAUAUUUUAAUGUAACAAGUUCAGUAUAUCUAUUAGAAACAAUUUAUACUAAUAAACUUUGAUUUUUUAAUUUAAA